Molecule: messenger RNA, 4436 nt
Organism: Plodia interpunctella (Indianmeal moth)
Lineage: Eukaryota; Metazoa; Arthropoda; Insecta; Lepidoptera; Pyralidae
Product: sodium-coupled monocarboxylate transporter 1-like
Exons: 13
Coding region: 501-2282 (593 amino acids)
Biological process (GO): sodium ion transport; transmembrane transport
Cellular component (GO): membrane
Molecular function (GO): symporter activity
Source: RefSeq, a predicted model, not a curated record
GCCAAAGUGCACGUCACUUUGAUUGUGUGAAUAAAUUUUUUGUGGCAUAAUUUCAUUCAGAAUUCUGCCUUGUUUAAGUAGGUUAAUGCCGACGCUGAUCGUCGUGUGAUUUUUAUAAAAUAUUAUAUGGUCGAUAUAAAAUCGCGGGUGUUAUUUCCAGAGAAAUAUAAAAACUGUUUCUGAGUAUUUGGAGGACUAUUCCAGUGUUAUGACAUUGACAUGUGUGUUUCCGCGGGAGUUUUAAGUUGUUUGUGAACUUUUUAGAUAAUUUAAAAAAACGUUCGUGUAUGUUUUGCUAGAGCGAGCACCUCAGUUUUUGCGGUGAAAGUACUUAAGUAGUAUGUGUACGAGGAGUGACGAGCCGAUGACGCUGCUCUUACGGACACCUGUAUGUGCCCUUGUAUGAUUGGCAACUCACCAUAGUAUGUUUGCAAUUCGACGACACCUUCCGCUAAGUUAAUUGGCAGAUAUAAUCGUGAAAAAGCUUUUCUAACAGCAAGAUGGGGUUUACUAUGACGGAGGGUGGCUUCGGGUUGGCCGAUUACGUGGUCUUCUUGACCAUGUGCAUAGCGUCGUGCGCUGGCGGCCUCUGGUACAGCUACACUAGCUCCACCAAGAAGAGAGUGGUGGACAUCAGGGACUACCUUCUCGGCGGCAAGUCCAUGUCUACCUUUCCAGUCGCUCUCUCCCUGAUCGCUAGUUACGUGUCUGGAGUGACGAUUCUGGGCACCCCAGCCGAGAUCUACAACUACGGAACCCAGUACUGGUUGGUGGUAGUCGGAGUGGCUUCUAGUUGCAUGGUAGUUGCUAUAGUCUAUCUACCAGUCUUCUGUCUGCUCAAGCUGUCGUCAUCGUACGAGUAUCUAGAAUUACGAUUCAAUCGGCAUGUGCGAGCCGUUGCUUCAAUUCUCUUCUUAUUAGACGAGGUUUUAUUCUUGCCGAUGGUGAUUUAUGUCCCCGCUUUGGCAUUCAAUCAAUUGACUGGUUACAAUGUCUACUUCAUUGGAUGCAUUAUGGUUAUAAUAUGCGGUCUUUACACUGCCUUGGGUGGUCUCCGCGCAGUAGUGUGGACAGACUCUGUGCAGACCGGCAUCAUGUUCCUUGGUGUGGUGCUGGUGGCUGUGGCCGGCACCCUCGCGGUGGGUGGGGUGAGCACCGUCAUUGAAAUCGUCCGCGACAACGACCGCUUUGACUUGUCCAAUUGGAACUUGUCUCCAUACGAGCGGCAGACGGGCUGGGGUGCGGUGUUCGGAGGCUUCCUGUACUGGACUUGUUUCAACUCUGUCAACCAGACCAUGGUGCAGCGGUACAUUGCCCUGCCUACCAAGCGGAUGGCCAUAUGUGCUCUAGCUAUCUUCUCUGGCGGGGCGAUUUUGGCCAUUUCCCUAUGUUCCUGGAGUGGGUUGGCAGCGUUCGCCACCUGGGUGCAAGGGGGCUGCAACGAGACCGGGACGCCCCUGGUUGACGACCGCUUGCUGCCGGCUUUUGUCACCUAUGUCUCGGAGGUCAAGCAUCUCCCAGGGUUACCCGGAGUCUUCCUGGCUGGAGUUUUCGGAGCUGGGUUGAGUUCGUUGUCAGCAGUCCUGAACGCAUGCGCGCUGGUGGUGGUGGAAGACAUCAUGCACGGCUGGCUGCGCGUGCACAUGAAGCCGUUGAUCGAGGGUAUCCUGGCGCGGGUCAUCACUGCCAUGCUGGCGAUAGUGUCCGUUCUCAUGCUCAUCGUCAUAGCUCAGCUUGGCGGGGUUCUUGGUGUAGCUACAGCGUUAUCAGCGAUUGCCGCUAGCGCCACCUGUGGCAUCUUCACGCUGGGCAUGAUGUGCUGGUGGGUGGGCCCGCGCGGGGCGAUCGCGGGCGGCAUCGCCGGGGCCCUGGUCGCGGGCACCACGUCGCUGGGCUCGCAGGCCGCGGCCGCCGCGGGCCUCGUCCACCCCCCAAGGCCUGUCUCGUCCUGUAACGUGCCUAUUAGUGUUUCUUCAUUCGACCCUACUUCAGUAUUCCCUCUGUUCCGGGUGUCGUACCACUGGAUCGCGCCGCUCGGCUUAGCGUCGACGUUGAUCGUUGGCGCGAUCGUCGGCUAUUUAUUCGACAUAAGAGACCCGUCGAAGCUGGACGCCGAACUAUUCACGCCGAUCAUAUGGCGGUGGCUGCCGGAGAAGGCCCAUGAGAAUGCGGGGAUGGUGAGGCGCGCCGUGUCCGAGAUGUCAAAUAGACGCGUGACGUCGUCGCCGCUUCUGGUACCAAAGACAAGUAACAAGACCGACAAGAUUGAAUUGAACGGGUAAAAGAGCUAAUGAGAGGAUGAGAAUCUUUUUAUAUAUAUAAUUGUUAAAACUGUACAUUGAUAGUGUCAAAAUUAAGUACCAAUGUCACGAUUAUAAAUUGUGGUGUGCAAAAUUGUAUGUGGUAGACUAGGCAUUUUUAGGUUAGUAGGUAUAUUAUUAUUAUUGUUAUGAAGAAUGUAAAUGAGUGGUGGGACCAAAAUAUUACCUAUACAUUUUUAUUUAUGUCAUAAUCUCUAACGAGUUUUGCUAAGAAUGUAUGUUUGAAUAAUUUUAAAAAGUUUAUGUAUCUUAAAUACGGAGAACGAGAAAUAAUGGGACCACGGUAUUAAUGGACAGUCAAGGUAGGUACACACCUACUGCGCAACGUGUAUUCGGGAUUUUUUGUCGUCUUCGAGACCUGCCAUUAAAUAAACGCGUAUUGAUACACAUUCGAUCUAUACCAGCCCUGAUCGAGUCGUGUCUAAAUCAUCGGUCCUAAAUGUGCAUUAUGCCUAUUUUUAGAUGUUAUGGUCUCUCGCUGUAGUUAUAUUAAUAAUAUUGUUAAAUUUAAUGUAAAACAUCACCAUGAUAUAUAUAUAUAGAUAUAUUAAGAAAAAAAAUUCUCGAGUAACUCAUUUUAUCAAUGCAAAAAAUCAAGAGGUGCUGGAAUAUUGUGAAAUAAUUUAGGAAUAAUAUAUUAGUCAAUUACUUUGGAAGCUAUCGAAUAUAAAUUAAGGAAAAUUAAGGAAAAGAAUAGGCGUCUAUUAUCGCCUUAGAAAUCGAUAAUAAAAUUCGAAGAUACAAAAGCCUAACUAUCAUUACGAUACCAGUGGCAUGAAAAUGAUUGAAAUUUUGAACGAAAUAACGUCUAAAAACUUUGCUUCGAAAUGAAAAUACUAGCCUAUAGUAUUAUGUGAUAAACCCACGAUAAAGCGUAAACAUUAUUGAGAGAAUCGCGACUUGUCGCCAAUCUAUUUUAUUUAACCGUAGGUAUCUACUCAGUAUUCUAAAAAUACUGAAGCUAAAUGCUUAAAUAUUUUUAGUUUAUACAUUGUUAUUAUUGUUGGACAUAAUUAAUUCCGUUUGAACCUGACCAUUGGCCAGAAAAUAUGAAUACAGGUCAAAAAGUUUAGCGUUGUUAAUUUCAUUAGUAAAUAUAUUCUAAUAUAAUUUUAGGAAUAUUAUUUUUAAAAUGUCUACUUAUUUAGUUCGCGUAUUGACAGAACAGUAUUGUUACUUAUUUAAAUUUAUAGCUUAUUUUUGUCAAAUUUAUUUGAUAAAGUCGUUAAACAAAAGGAGAUAGUUUGUCAACACAAAAUUUGUUUUAAUAUUAAAAUUGUCAUAUAAGAACAUACAGUCUGCCCAUAAAGAGUAAAAACGGAUUUGAGAGAAACUAUGUGUUUUUAUCAUCGAAUUGUCGUGAUUGGUUCAUACACAUUCAGUGUUACCAGCCAAGUGGACACAGCGUCCUCAAUUAUUUAAAACUCUUCAUAAAUAUACUCGCCGACUAAAAAUGUGCGCUGGGCAAAUCAAAGAUAACUUGUUUCUGCUUUGAUUUUUUCCAAAAUUAAAUCAAUAGGUUUUGUUUAGGUAGUUAAUAAAAAAUAUAAAUCAGUAAAACAAAAUCAAUCGUGACUUAAACUGAUAAGAACGUACAAUGUAGAUAUUAGAUAAAAUAAUUAAUGUCUAGAAUUGUAUUUUUGGAAAUCGCUGUGGUGAAAAUUUGGUAAGUGAUUAUAUACUUUACAAAUAUCAAGUAUACAGCAUUUGUACACUAUUUUGUAAUGUAACGUUGUACUUAUAACGAUGUAUUUUUUAUAAAAAAUAUAGUUUACUAUUUACCUAAUAAUGUUACGACUUACAAUGAGAAUCUGUACCUGAUUUCGUGAAGAGUCUAGCAAAAGUUGAUCUAUUUUUCACUGUGGUAAUACUAGGUACUUACUACUGGUAAAUUGUGUAUAUGUACAUACACAAUAUAUUAGCAAAAUUAUGAUUUAAUUAAUAUCUAAUUCGUGAUAAAUUUUUGAACAGUAUUUUAUUAUUCAUAUCUCACGUUACAAGCAUAAAUUAUGAUCACAUUAUCUUGCAGAAUAAAGAUUAAUGUAAUAUUUACCAUUUACCUACUUAAUUUAUACAAUGUUGAUACAGAUUAUUAAUAAAUGUAUUUACACAACA